Molecule: messenger RNA, 2287 nt
Organism: Anopheles arabiensis
Lineage: Eukaryota; Metazoa; Arthropoda; Insecta; Diptera; Culicidae
Exons: 4
Coding region: 820-2172 (450 amino acids)
Source: RefSeq, a predicted model, not a curated record
GUGUCAAUAACCAUGAGUGGUCCCUAACGAUCGAUGUAGUAGUGGUUAUGGAUGGGUGUGCUGGAUGAAGAGAGGCGAUUGAUUUGAUGAUUUGGUCGUCCCGUGCCGCUGAUGAGACGUUCGUUUUGUUUAUGAAGAUUGAUGUGAAAUUUGGCUAACCAUUAAGCUAACCACCACUAUUGUCACAGUGUUCAAACACACUGUUUGAUGUUGAUGGGAUGAUUUUUUGUUUGAAUUUCAUGCGCACACGGGCCCGGUCGCACACACAUCAGAUAAGAUAAGAUGCGCGGGCAAAGAGUUUUGCAUCCCAAAACAUAUCUUCUUCCCUCGCAGUUUGUGCCGCCGGUACACCGCGGGCGAGCGGUCCAGGGCGGUGAAAUUAUUCCAUUGUGUUUGGAAGCCGCCCCGGUCAUGGCCAAUGACUGAGCAGUUCUAUUAAUUUACUUGUUAUCAUCUAGCGCUGCUCUCUGGGGGUGGUGGUCAGCCGGUUUCGCGCGUACCCGUGGAGACUGAUUUGCGAUUUUAAACACAUCAGUCUUUUGCAAGUCACGGCACAGCAAACCCUCCGCAGAAAUUGCACAGUGUAGCCUAUAAUGAUUGUACAGUUUAAUGUCAUUGCCAAUCCUGCACGAUAAGAUAUCUCGCCCCGUUCGUAUUGCAACACUCGUAUUUUGUAAGGAAGCAUUUGUCUUUGUCACACCUUCUGCCUGGUUCUGAUCGGACCUCGGACUAGUUGCUCUCGAUACGCCGGUUUAACAGCACACAACGGCAAUCGUCUUGAACAGUGCCCGGGUUAGUUGAGUGAAAGAGAAGGUGAAAAUGGUGCUUGAAUCACUAGAGCAAGUAACAAUUCCGGAAGAAGCAGCAAUUGACAAAGCAAUGACUGAAAAUCAUGUGACGCAACCGAACGUGAGUGAAGUAACGAGGGAUGCCGCCGCACGUGAGCUUCCUGCAUUCUUUUACACGGCCAUGGAGCAAGUGGCUCGCGAUGAAGGAUUCACCGCCGGACAGUACACCAUCGAAACGGAGGAUGGGUCGAGCAAAGGUGACGGGUUUAUCGGAGAAUUGUUCCGAGCCUACCUUUCCGAGGGUGAUCGACGGGAGACGUACCUGUGCAAGAUACCCCCGCUGAACGAAGCACGCCGUCAGCAGUUUGGAACGAUGGAGAUCUUCGAGCGAGAGGUACUGAUGUACAACAAGCUCCUUCCGCUCAUGUUCGCUUACCAGGAGGCAAAGGGAGUGGGUCGUGGGGAUGGAUUUUUCUGCAUCCCGAAAUGUUACCACGCACACUACGAUGGCCAGUCGGCGGAAGCGAUCAUUGUGAUGGAAGAUUUGCGCCUGAACCACUACAGUAUGUUUAACAAGGACAAACCGGUAGACUACGAGCACGCCCGGCUAACGAUGGAGCAGCUGGGCCGUUACAAUGCGGUAUCGUUGGCGAUGAAGCACGACCGGCCCGAGCAGUUUGAACAGUUCAAGAUGCAGGAUUCGAUGAAGGAGAGUAUGGGUCCGGAGCAUCCAUUCAUCGUCAUGCUGCAGAAAACGACACGCGAUGCGAUGGAAACGCUCGAGCCGCAUGAAUCGAGGGAGCGAAACAAGAUGCAAAAACUGCUCGACGGCAUGCUGGCUGAUGUGGACCGAUACGCCAACUUUGAACUGGCAGAACCGUACGCGGUACUCGGGCAUGGUGACUGCUGGAUCAAUAACAUGAUGUACCGGUAUAAGAACGGAACACCCGAGCACAUUGUUCUGCUGGACUGGCAGGUGGCCCGGUACUGCUCGCCCAUACUCGACCUGGCGUACUUCAUCUUCUGCUGUACGGAUGAGGAAUUUCGACGCCGGCACUACGACGAGAUGAUGAGCAUCUACUACAACUCGCUCGCAACGCUGCUCGAAAAGCUCGGCCACAGCCCGCAGGAAGUGUUCCCGCGCACCGCUUUUCUGCGUCAGCUGCGGCAGUACGGUCGGUUUGGAUUGAUGCUGGCCGUGUUUCUCGUGCCGAUGUUGUGUACGCGCAACGAGGAUCUGCCCGACAUGAACGCGACCGCUGAAAUGUUCCGCGACACGGAUAACGUUGAUAUCGCUAUCUACACGAAGCACACAAAUCAGAGCGCUUACCGUAAGCGCAUGAGGGCGGUGAUACGGGAUACCGUGCGAUAUGGCUACAUUUGAUUGGCUUGAUUAAAAGCUUCGAUGAAGACGCAAGCCGUGUGUUGAUUGAAAUGGCCAUCGGAAAGGACCGGGAAUGGUUAAACGAGCAUGCGGUACAACUAGUAACAAUGCAAGA